AUGGACAAUCCCGCCGUGCUGCCAUCGAUUGGCGAUUACCUAAAGCUGGUCAAAGACGUGCAUCUAGCUAUUCAAACCAUUGGUACAUUCGGCUUGGAACGUACAGUGGCUGUGAAUCUGACAUUGGCAGCAGUACGAUUAGUGACACUUCUGUUUGGAACAAAGAAAUCUGGCACUCAACAGAUGUACAUGAUUCAAAGUGAGCGGCGUUUCCUCGGGCAAUCGUUGCUGACUUUUCUCAGCGAGUUGAUCUAUCUAUAUGGAACAUUCUGGAUUGGAUUCAGAUAUCUCCAUCUUGGUAAUGCGAAUUUCAACACAAACAUGAACUUCAUCACAAGACCAAUCUCCAUCGGGUUUACUCCAAUAUACUACAUUAUGUUUUCGAAAGAAAUACGUCGUGAUGUGCUGGCAAUGAUACAAUGUCGUACGAGAAUGAUACAUCUUUUGCGUUAUCGUGGGGAACAAGUAGCCUAG
Messenger RNA from Cylicocyclus nassatus, 474 nucleotides. Lineage: Eukaryota; Metazoa; Nematoda; Chromadorea; Rhabditida; Strongylidae. The record is from the annotation of a GenBank genome assembly.